Messenger RNA from Syngnathoides biaculeatus (alligator pipefish), 7888 nucleotides. It is a transcript of the gene kidins220a, whose product is annotated as kinase D-interacting substrate 220a. The transcript has 32 exons. Bases 200 to 5290 code for a protein of 1696 amino acids. Gene Ontology annotation, molecular function: protein binding. NCBI's taxonomy places the organism in Eukaryota, Metazoa, Chordata, Actinopteri, Syngnathiformes, Syngnathidae. The record is from RefSeq and is a predicted model, not a curated record.
AGCUUAUUGGCUACCAGAAGUUCAGUUGGCGACUGCUGCUGUUGUCGUCGUCGCUCCCGACUCUGGUGGCUCGAAAAAGAAACUAAAUUAUUUGAAAGCAACACUUUCGGAGCACGCGAUCGCAGGAUAAUAUGUCAAGCAAAUAUAGAUUUGCUUCACCCACAAACCUGCCCAUGUGACCGGUGUUGACCACUCAACCAUGGAUACCACCACUUCCCUGAAGAUGACCACCGUGGCUGUCCAAAGCCUCUUCAGUUACGUGGAGGAGGAGAACCUGGCCGCCAUAAAAGCACACUUGGACAAGUUCAAAGACGUCGACAGCAGAAGUGAUAAUGGCCAGACUCCCCUGAUGGUGGCAGCCGAGCAGGGCAAUCUGGAAAUCGUGCAGGAGCUCAUCAAGAGAGGAGCCAACGUUAACUGCGAUGAUGUCGACUGCUGGACAGCGCUGAUGUCAGCGUCCAAGGAAGGCCACAUUCAGGUGGUGGGAGAAUUGCUGGACAACGAUGCUUACAUGGAACAUAGAGACAUGGGAGGGUGGACUGCUCUCAUGUGGGCCGCCUAUAAAGGUCGCACAGAUGUCGCGCUGCUGCUUCUGAGCAAAGGAGCUAACCCUAACAUCACUGGCCAGUACAGCGUCUACCCCAUAAUUUGGGCGGCAGGUCGAGGCCAUGCUGAGAUCGUUCAUCUCCUGUUGCAGCACGGGGCGAAGGUGAACUGCUCGGACAAGUACGGCACCACCCCACUGAUCUGGGCUGCCAGGAAGGGUCACUAUGACAGCGUGAUGCACCUCCUGGCCAAUGGCGCCGAUGUGGAUCACGAAGGCGCUAACUCCAAUACAGCUUUGAUUGUGGCAGUGAAAGGCGGCUACACUGAAGUCGUCAAGGAGCUGCUGAAGAGGAACCCCAAUGUCAAUAUGACAGACAAGGAUGGCAACACAGCCCUGGCCAUCGCUGCUAAAGAGGGACACACAGAGAUUGUACAAGACCUGCUGGAUGCCGGAACCUAUGUUAACAUCCCAGAUAGGAGUGGCGAGACCAUGCUGAUAGGAGCAGUGCGAGGAGGUCACGUGGAAAUAGUGCGAGCUCUGCUGAACAAAUAUGCAGAUAUUGAUGUCAGGGGCCAGGACGGAAAGACAGCUCUCUACUGGGCAGUGGAGAAAGGUAACGCCACCAUGGUGAGAGACAUCCUGCAGUGUAACCCUGACACGGAGAGCUGCACCAAGGAGGGAGAAACUCCUCUUAUCAAAGCCACAAAAAUGAGGAACAUAGAGAUUGUGGAGCUGCUGCUGGAUAAAGGCGCAAAGGUUUCAGCUGUGGAAAAGAAAGGCGAUACACCCCUCCACAUUGCCAUCAGAGGGAGGAGCCGAAAGUUAGCUGAACUCCUGCUAAGGAACCCUAAAGAUGGCCGCCUCCUUUACCGCCCAAACAAGGCCGGAGAGACACCAUACAACAUUGAUUGCACCCACCAGAAAAGCAUACUCACCCAAAUAUUUGGCGCCAAACACCUCUCCCCAACUGAAUCAGAUGGGGACAUGUUGGGUUAUGACUUGUACAGCAGUGCUCUUGCAGACAUUCUCAGCGAGCCCACCAUGCAACCACCCAUCUGUGUUGGUCUGUAUGCACAGUGGGGCAGUGGGAAAUCUUUUCUUCUGAAGAAACUGGAGGAUGAAAUGAAGACCUUUGCAGGGCAGCAGAUCGAGCCGCUGUUCCACUUUUCCUGGCUGGUGGUCUUCCUCACCCUCCUGCUGUGUGGUUCAGUGGCCAUGAUACUUGGCUUUACUGUUGAUCCCAAGCUGGCUAUCGCAGUUUCCCUUAGCUUCCUCGCUUUGAUUUACAUCUUCUUUGUUUUGGUGUACUUUGGAAGCCGACGUGAGAGAGAGAGCUGGAACUGGGCGUGGGUCAUCAGCACUCGCCUUGCCCGGCAAAUUGGCUACCUGGAGCUCCUCCUCAAACUCAUGUUUGUCAAUCCCCCUGAACUUCCUGAACAAACCACCCGAGCACUGCCUGUCAGGUUCCUGUUCACGGAUUACAAUCGGCUGUCCAGCGUGGGAGGGGAGACCUCCAUGGCAGAAAUGAUUGCCACGCUCUCAGAUGCUUGUGAAAGGGAGUUUGGUUUUAUGGCCACCAGGCUGUUCAGGGUUUUCAAGAAUGACGAGGUCCAAGGUAAAAAGUGGAAGAAGACAUGCUGCAUGCCAUCCUUUGUGCUGUUUGCCCUGACGUUUUGCUGCCUCAUUGCUGGUUUAGCCUUACUAGCAAUAUUUAAGGUGAACCCUGAGAAUCUGACAGUGAAUGCGGUGCUUAUCGCCAUGGCCAGCGUGGUGGGCCUGGCCUUGCUGCUUAACUGCAAGACCUGGUGGCAGGUGGGAGACUCUGUCCUUAACUCGCAGAGGAAACGCCUGCACAGGGCUGCCAACAACCUCCACCAGCUCAAAAGUGAAGGCUUUAUGAAGGUUCUGAAGCAUGAGGUAGAACUGAUGUCAAAGAUGGCCAAGACCAUUGAUGGCUUUACCCAGAACCAGACUCGAAUGGCUGUCAUCAUAGAUGGCCUGGAUGCUUGUGAGCAGGACAAAGUUCUGCAGAUGCUGGACACGGUGCGCGUUCUCUUCUCUAAAGGGCCCUUCAUCUCCAUCUUUGCCAGCGACCCUCAUAUCAUCAUUAAAGCCAUCAACCAAAACCUCAACAGUGUGUUAAGAGACUCCAACAUCAAUGGCCAUGACUACAUGAGGAACAUUGUCCACCUGCCGGUGUUCCUCAACAGCAGAGGUCUCAGCACAGCCAGGAAGCUCUGCAUGGCGGCACCCAGUAACGGUGACAGCUUGACUGCGGAAGGUUGGAAUGAUGAUGUUGACAGGAAGAUGUCUCAGAAUAGCCUGGCUCCAGACCAAGCCAAGUUUGGCAGCAAGAAUGCUCUUAACCGCAGGGAUACGUACAGGCGGCGCCAGAUGCAGAGGACCAUCACCAGACAGAUGUCUUUCGACUUGACAAAACUGCUGGUGACUGAGGACUGGUUCAGUGACAUCAGCCCCCAGACCAUGAGGAGGCUGCUCAAUAUUGUUUCAAUCACUGGUCGUCUGUUGAGAGCAAAUCAGAUAAUCUUCAACUGGGAUCGCCUGGCGUCAUGGAUCAAUCUGACCGAGGAGUGGCCUUACAGGACGUCGUGGAUCAUCCUCUUUUUAGAAGAGAGUGAUGGUGUGUCUGAUCAGGUUUCGCUCAAGACCAUCUAUGAGAGGCUGUCCAAGAACAUUCCUACCACCAAGGACGUGGAACCCCUGCUGGAGAUCGAUGGCGACAUCCGUAGCUUUGAGGUGUUCCUCUCCUCACGAACGCCCGUCCUCACCGCCAGAGAUGUGGAGAUGUUCCUGCCAUGCACUGUCAACUUGGACCCCAAACUUCGAGAGAUAAUAGCAGAUGUACGCGCGGCCAGGGAGCAGAUGCACGUGGGAGGGGUUACGUAUCCCACCAUGCCUUUGCAAGAGGCAGUGGUGCCCCGUGCGCAGCCGGGAUAUGGCCAGCACACAGCCGCCUGCUCCCCCGCUGGCUCCUUCGCCGGGUCCAUGCCGCCUCAGCCGCACAGUGCUUAUUUCAGUGGGAUGACUGGUCCUCAGCACCCCUUCUACAACCGGCCUUAUUUCCCCCAACAUGUGUAUCACCUGCCAAGGCUUUACCCCCAUCAUGCCCCCUCAUCCUUGCACCCUUCCAUUAAGCGUCCUGCUCAGCCCAAGGACAUCACUGGUGGACUUCUUUUAAGGUCACUGCCUUACAAAUCAAAGCAGGCCUCCCCUGCUGUCCUGCUGAGCACAAUGAGUACAGACGCAGUGUGCGAGUUCCUCAAACAGAUAGAUGGAAUCGACGCCAGCAUGCUGCGUCAGUACUCCUCCACCAUCAAGAAGGUGCGCUCGUCAGGAAUGUUCCAAAGUCUACACGUGGAGUCUUUUUUCAGCUUUCCUCAAACAUUGCAGGCAAAUAUAAACGGACGUGUGCUGGCACAGUGCAACCUGGAUGAGCUGAAAAACGAGAUGGAGAUGAACUUUGGUGACUGGCAGCUCUUCAGGGGAAUGGUGACGGAACAACGCCAUGCUGAAAGCCAGGCUCUGCUUCAGGAUGAGUCGCAUGCUGCUAAAGAGCAGGGCAACAGCGUAUACAACGGUGAGCCCAUCAGGCGCUCGGUGGGGGCUCCGCGGGAAGGAAAGUCCUUCAGCCUCAACCUGAGCUUUGAGGAGCUCAGCGGAGCUGGACUGGAGGAGCCCCCGAAACACAGCGGCAGCAACAGCUCGCAGUGGCCGUUGACGACGCUCCGCACCACAAGCAUGUCCAGCCUCAACUCGCAGGAAUCGUCCAACAACAUCUGCAAGUUGACCGACAGGCAGCAGGCCGAGUACCGAGACGCCUACGAAGAGUACAUCGCUCAGAUGGCCCAGCUGGAGGCCCCGCGCGGCUCCAAGGAGAAGUCCGUGCAGCCCCAGCUCUCAACCUUCCUCCAGGCUGCCAACUCGGAUGACAAAGGGGCUAAGGAAGGAGCAGACCAAGAUGGCCGCAAGACCUUCAUCAAGAGGGUUUCCAAGGCGACCGAGGCCACAGACGUUCCCCCGGGGGCCGAUGCCCAGCUCCUCGAUCCCAUCAGCGAGGAGGAUGAGAAGCUGGACCACAGCGCGAGCUCCAGGAACAACGCAGCCGGGUCGCGCUUCCGCAAGCUGUCCAGCGACGACGACUCGAGCCCAGAGGAGGCCGACAACACCACGCCGCUCCUCCAAAAGGAAGCCAAAGCCAAGUCUUCGCAUUUCCUCUCGAAAGGUCUCCUGGAUCUGAAAGAGUCCAGUGACAGUUCCCCCGAGGAGUCAGCAGGAGAACCCGGCCUGGCCAGGGGAGCGGCGAGGCCGGCCGCGAUGGAGCUAGAGCUGGAGGGCGUGGUCAAGAAGCGAGGCCUCCUCCCCAGCAGCCUCAGCUGCCUGCAGGAUGCCGCCGUGGCCCGCAUGUCCAUCUGCUCCGAGGCGGCCUCCGAGGCCAGCCUGAUGACGAGCAGCCCGGACGAAGGCUGGCCUCCCGGUGGCCUGAGCAACCUCAACCGCAGCGACAGCAACACUGCCCUCGACAACACUACCAGCGACGCCAAUUCCAACGCCAACAACAGCAGCCGCCAGCAGCAGCCGUCCGCCACCUCCGUCUCUGGCACCUCGCCGCCUGUCAUUAUCUCACCGGGCGGCGUCAACACCACCGUCACCACAGCUACCGUCCACCACAACCAGAACCUGCGCUCCAUCAACCUGGGAGACGAAAGGGAGAGCGUCCUUUAACGUGGUUUCUAAUCAUACUUCAGUGAUCAAUGUUGUUAUGUGAUGAAUAGAAUAGAGUUUAGCCUGUUAGGACAAAAUUGUAGAAUGUGUGUUACAUGUUAAUUACCAUAGUGUACUUAAAAAUAAAGGUGUUAAACUUGUAGUUAUAAUGAGGAGACUCAUGUCCUGUAAAUGUCUAAUCACUUGGGGUGCUGCUUAUCUAUAGACUGUAAUAGAAUUAGAAUUUUUUACGGGUCCAGACGUGAUUGCUCUCUGAACGUUGUUUGUCACCCGGGCCUUAAAAUGCCAUUGAUGAAAGUGAAUUAGAAGCGGAAAACUGUGCAGUUGUCGUGACUUUGUGCCGCUUGUUAGGUAGAAACGGCGUGCACGUCGUGAUGGGGUGUUACAUGUCAUGUGUCGUGUUUGCUGGUAUCAAUAUUUACUUUGUGGUGUUUUGGAUUAAUGGACUGUUCUGUUGUCAACAAUCAUUUGCAUGCACCUCAAGGCUCUGACAUGAUGUUCUGCCACCUUAAAUUUGUCAAACUGUUUCAUUAUUUCAAUCAAUACACUCAUCUGGAAGGUGAAAGCAUUGGAAUGAUUUUUUUUUAAUUUUAUUUUAUUUAUUCAUUUUUUUGUUUGUCUUUGCAGGAGAAUCAGAUCUUUCAAACUCACCUUGUCGAUAGAAGGAAGUUUUCACAGUACAGGCCUCCGCUAUAUGGUUGUCCAAUAGAUGGCGCACGUUCCCAACAAACUACUGCGCGCUGGGUGCCCAGAUGCAGGCUGUCAAGCUUGUCAGAGAUUCCCCCCCCCUUUUUUUUUUCUAAAGGGGUGCCUACAAGGGUCUUUUGAGGACACUAAAAAGGUACUUUGAAAAGGUUUUAAGAAGCUUAAUAUUUUAUAACGCAUUAUACAAAAUUUUAUACAUUACUUCUGAGGUUUUGUGGUUAGAUUUUUUUUUUCCGCUUUGUGUAGUAUUUGUGUGUUGUCCCUCUGUACGAGCGCGUUUUCACAUUCAAAAUAACGUGUGUUGAGUACUAUAAAUUGUCCACAGGAGUGAGUGUGAAUGGUCAGUUAUGUGACAAGAAACCUUGGAAAAAAAAAAAUUCUGUAAAACACGGAUGAAUGGAUUAUACACUACAUACUAUAGGUACACUGACGAGUAUCAUAAUUUCUGCCUUUUUAUUAUUGACAGCUCAUAUUUGCAGGUGAUUUAUGCCACAGCUAUACUGGAUCGAGCUUGUACACCAUCCUGAUAAAUCAUUUUGAGUCAAAUGAAGCAUUUCACUGUGACGCCAACAAAACCUUGAAACGGUGCCUUUAACUUUGUUCGCGAGCUGUCUUGUUUUCCCCAUUCAAAGCUACAUUUCCAUAAUUGUGCACUACUUUUCCCCGUAUACGCGUCCUUCGUAACAACACAACCGACAGCCCUUUAGCUUUAAUGUCUCAGCCUGUCACGCUAAGCCAUCUAAUCCCAUUUACUCUACAUGGCACCCAAGGAAGUAAAAGUGCAGUCAGCGUGCCCUACAUAAGCGUUUUAUGCAACGGGGCGCCCCGAGGUGCCGCUCGCCUCGCUGAGAGUGACGUACAGUCCUUGGAACCGUUCCGGGUCCCGUUUGAUCGGGACACUUGGUUAAUAUUUUGAGAAUUUUUGAUCAUGAACAUGUGGCUGAUGUACACUGCAAAGCGGUGAUUUGAAACCAUUUUCUGGUCUUUGUAGUCGUAUGCAAGCAAUACACGAUUUAUGAAACAAUCAGGGAGAUUGGACAUGGGGUGGACAUUUGGGUUUUGCCAAAUUGUUUAUCAUUUUUACAGUUACAUGGUGGGCAAGAACAAAUGUUGCGGUUGACCACAGAGGCCGCGGAGACAUAGGUUUCGGACCCUCAGCCUGACAUCUUUUCACCCCCCGAAAAAAAUGAGAGCGUUUCAGUGAAUUUUUUUCAUUUAUUUUGUAUAAAAAGGUACAAUUUACAUUACUUUUAUAAAAAGUUUCAUCAUAAGUACAACAUUACACUUUUUUUUGGCAGAAAUUCCUGCAACUAUACAAGAUCAACUCCCGGAGAGUUCACAAGGUGUCAUUCUUUUUCAGUUUCCUUCUUUAAACAACAUCCAGUCCUUCAUGUGCCAACAAUCCUGUCAAGACAAGACUAAACUUAUUUUUUUCAUUUUUUUUUUAAACAGUAAAUAACCAAAUUUCCACCUCCGCAAAAAAAGCGAAGACUUCAACAAAAAGGGAGAAUGAGGAGGAAUAGUAAUAAUAAUAAUCUUCAUGACAAUCUCAUUUUUCCUCCCACAACUGGGAAUAUAACGUGCCUUCCAUUUCCAGAAAGGACUCACAAAUAAAAAAAAUCUUUUAAGUUAAAUAAUAAUGGAAAAAAGCACAUCACAUCAUAAAGAUUGUCCCAUAGUUAGCAGAAAGUCUCAUGAUGGAAGGAGGAAAAAAAUAAUCCAGCAGGCCUGGAGGAGGACAGAGGUUGGGAUGGAUUUUUUUUUUGUUUUUUUUUCCCCUUAAGGAACGGGGUGGGGGAAGCCCUGCAUGCUCCCCAGGUCCUGUGAGAAUUUUUUUUUUUAACGCAUCUUGACCAAACACCUGCAAAAGAUUGAGAGAGAGAGAGAGAGAGA